Molecule: messenger RNA, 4338 nt
Organism: Plasmodium cynomolgi strain B
Lineage: Eukaryota; Apicomplexa; Aconoidasida; Haemosporida; Plasmodiidae
Product: calcium/potassium channel
Exons: 2
Coding region: 1-4338 (1445 amino acids)
Biological process (GO): potassium ion transport
Cellular component (GO): membrane
Source: RefSeq, a predicted model, not a curated record
AUGAAAAGCGGUUUGCUGUCUAUAAACGAUGUGCUCUUCUUACUGGUAAACAUUUUCAAAUACUUCCUGAUUGCUUUGAACGGACUGUACCUGUAUAAGUUACCAUGCAGCGCUAAGGAGAACAUGGACUUUGUGGGCGCCAUAAUAUGUAUCCUUAUAGGUGUUGCGAUAAAAAUUACCGUUAUAGCUAUAUACUGCACGUACUUUAUGGACAUUUAUAUGCUGAGAAAAUGCAGGAGGAAAAAUUUUCUAAAAUUGUGUAACUUUAGCAGUGUAAACAGGAGCGGAAACACAUGGGUGCUAGAAUCUGAUGACUUUGAGUAUAAAAAGUUAAUUAAGAAAUUUUUUUUUAAGAAAGUAUACUAUUCGUUAAGGAAAAAACAUAAACGUAUGGAAUUGUACAUGCUAAAAAUUUAUAACAGUACAUUUAAUUACUACUUCUGUAACGUGAGGGAUGUGCUUUACGCAUUCAUAUGGUACAUCAGUUUAUACUACUGGAGGAGAGAUACAUACGACACGAUCUGGAAUUUUGACAACAUACCGACAUACAUUCAUAACAUUUUGAUUGUCCUCUUGUCCUCGUCCUACAUCGAUUUAGUGAUGGUCAUUCUGAGUUACAGCAAGUCUAAGUGUUAUUUGAUGAAGUCGAAAUUGCUAAUAGAUGCGUUUUUCAGCGCACCAAGUGUAUUUUUCUUUUCCAAGUAUCUUUUUGUUCUUGAUAAUAAGAUAGACAUAUAUUUCAUAAUGGGCUUUUUACGAAAUAUUAAGAUAUUUUUGAAUGUGUCCUAUGCGAGAGUGGAGCAGAACUCCAUCUUAACCAAUACAGAAAUUAAAAUCGUUCGAAUUGUGCUAGGAGUUCUUUUGCUGUGUAACGCGUUCGCUUCAACCGUUUACACCAUUCAGGCAAUUCACCCUUACAAUUUGGAAAACGGGAACUUCUCCUAUUUUCUGAAUAGCUAUUUGGAUUAUUUCUACUUCUCCAUAAUCUCCAUCUCGACUGUUGGGUAUGGAGAUAUAUUUCCCAUUAACAAAUUAAGCAAAGUAGUUUGUAUCAUUUUUAUAUUCUGGACGUUCAUUUGGGUUCCAAUACAAUUCAAUGAUUUGAUUAUUUCCAUUUUCUCUAAAAAGAAAACCUAUGGUAAGGUUAGCAUGAACAGUCAGAAGUUUAUUCUGCUCAUUGGAGAAGUGGAACCACAACAGUUAAAUGUUUUCCUUUUCGAGUCUAUUGCGUAUGGAAACAAGCUAAAAUUUCACAUCCUUACUACUUACCCUAUAAGUUCUUACAAAGAACAAAUAAAGAUAGCAGAUCACUUUUGCAUAUCUCUGUAUAUUAAAAGCUUCGAUUUGAAUGAAAAACAAAAUACGAAUUUGCUCUACAGUAUCAACGCGCAAAAUGCGGGGCAUUACAACAUAGACACAAAAUCCUUUACAAGAUUGUUAAUUUUGAAGAANUUUUUACAUGGGAAAAAAAACGCUGUCAUUGAAUUACGAAAUAAGAGUGUUUCUAAUGUUGUCAAGUCUAUUGGCUGGGAAAAUUUUAUCAUUGUCAAUUUGAAGCAUUCCUUAAUUGUUAAGAAUGCCAAGUACCCUGGGGUUAUUACCCUAAUAUUAAACUUAUUCACAGCAUACAAAUAUGAGCCAGAGUGUGACGCGCUUGACGAUAUGCGUGAUUCCUUCUCCUCUCUGAAAUAUAUCGGUGAAUAUAUCAGGGGAUCCCAAACAAAAAUUUUCUCCUUCUUCGUUCACAAAAAUAUGGUUGGACUCAAAUUCGAUAAAUUAUUUUACAAAUUGUAUGAGUCCCUUGGCAUUAUUCUAAUCGGCAUCGAAACAGACAACGGGAUGGUACCCCACGUUAGGCGCAAUUGUUCUGCGAAUAAAGUGGCAAACUUCGUUAAGGGGAAAAAGGCAAGAAGGGAAAAAUUUAAACUUGUCUUCCUGAACCUGUUAAGGAGGUAUUCUCAUUCGUGUAACGCCGCCUAUACAGAACGACCGUUCCGAAAACAGAGAGCCAUUUGGAAUAGCAUCCAAAGUGGUCACACCAUGGGGAGAAGAAUAAAGAGAGACUUAACGGAACCAUCUAAUUUGUUAAAAAUGAACCUGGGUUAUCACUCAAAUGGGGGAAAAGAUAAUUUUAGGAGCUUGAUCGGAGAAUGUGAGACCUACCGCAUCAGGGGGAACAAAGCACAGGGGAAUAUGUCCCAUAGGCGAAGAAAAAACAAACAUGAGAGUAUCUCCAGCGAAGGAAAUAUUUGCAUAAACAUCAGUAAAGGUAACAGUAGAAGUAACAGUAGAAGUAACAGCACAAGUAACAAACUACGGGAGAGGUGCACCAACAAGGGGGAGCCACACAUGGAAGACUUAAAAAAGUGGGACUACAACAUAAUUCACGCCAAGACAAAUAACAAAUGGGGAUACGACACGAACAUAAGUAAAAACACGAAACAGUUAAAAUGCUACCUCAAUUUGUUGGGGACAAAUUACUCCAUGAGGGAAAAUGACAAAUGUGUAGUUAUUGCCAAUUCUAAAAAGGUUAUUAAGUACCUGUCCAUGGCAAAAAGCCUCUUUUGGCUAUUCGAAAUUAAAAGUAAAAAAGAGAAGAACAUUUCUUACGAUUUGAAGUCAGUCAUAAAAACUAAGAAAACUUUUAAUAAAUAUUUGACGGUGAAUUUAAGGAGGAAAAUGCCAACUACGUCUCAUGGGCAUAACAGAAGCCUGGUCUACAAAGGUGCAAAUCUGAUAGCCAUAAAUUACCACGACUUGUUUAGUAGCUACAAAAUUUCGAGAGUUUUUUCGAAAAGGAGUUAUCCAUUUGGGAAAAAGAUCAAGACGGUUAAAUAUGUAGGGGGGCACGAUACGCACGAUUUGAUAAGUUGGGGAGGUUGUCCUAACAUCAUUUGCAGUGUUGGAGGUUGCCAGGGGAGAGGUGAUAAAAAUGGGAAUUCUCAAAAAGGGAACUAUCAAGAUGGGGAGAAGUGCGUUGGAUCAACUCAUGUUCCCCCUUGUGAUUCUAACAAUUGGGCCUUUAACGGAUGUAAUUUUAUCAGUUGCAUUCAAUACGGAUGUAAUGUUGACACUCGCGUGGGCAGACACACCGAGGGGGAUACCAUCGUGGCAUCAUCACGUUACUUGGAGAGCAACACCGGGAGAUUUCGCGUGAGUAAUCCCACAAACAGUCUUGCUUUGUCUUACGCAGAAAUGCGUACUUUUGAAAAUGCGGUAGACAACUCUGUGUCGCAGAACAGCUAUGUAGACCCCCAACUCGUGAAUUCACAUCACGCAGAGGUUUGGAAAAAGUAUGGGCAUUAUUUUUUCCACAAAAAAAAAUUAAAAAAAAAAAAUUAUUUAAAUAAUUGCGUGAAUUUUUUAAAAAGAGAAGAAACAGGAAAGGAUAGAGCUACACAAAAUGGCCUCAACAAUGCCCACAAGGAUAGCCUUAAGGAUAGCCUUAAGGAUGGCCUCAGUGAUGGCUUCAAUGAUGCCUUCAAAAGCGCGAUAGCAUAUUCGUACGAAGAAGCCUGUGAAAAGUAUUUCCCCCGAGGGAGGAGGAACAAAUUAUUGCUAAUAAUAAACUGCACGUCCAACACGAUUGAGUUAAUCAAAAUGGUGAACCAUAAGUGUACAUAUAACGUAGUUAUACUUACGGACGAAGUGCCAACUAUCAAUAUGUACGACUUGUGUAAGUACAACGUCGUAUUUAUAAAAUGCAAGUCUUUGGACGACUACAAUAUAUUAAACGCUGGCCUUAUGCAGGCCUAUUACGUGAUAAUCCUGCCAACAGACGUAAACAAUGCUGACGAAAUAAACGAGAUAGACAUGAACAAUAUAAUAUUAACAAGGAAAAUGAUCCACUUAAUGCGCAAAAGAAAAAAGUCUUGCUACAUAAAUAACAUAAUGACUGAGUUGAUUAACCCCUCUAAUGUUAUCUUUUUGGAAGAAAAUAAAAUGAUAAAAUUAAAGGACAAGAAAUCUUCUUACAGUGAUUUUUUCCCUUAUGUAAAUUGCUCCCGCUUUUAUUCAAGCAAUCUAAUCUGCGAAACGAUGCUGUACAAUUUUAUGGCGCACCAUAAAAGCUUCACCAAAUUUUCCGUGUGUAAUGACACAUUGGAAAGCCUCAUAAAACAGAUUAGCGUAAUUUAUAUAUGUGACUUGAGCAAGUAUUUUGAUUUUUCUUUUAAAAGAAUUAGGACCUUUCGCGAUCUGUUUUAUUUCUUAUCCAAGAAGAAUAUCACUGCUAUUGGUUUGUACAGGCGCGGCGACAAAAAUGUUCCCUUCUACGUUUACACCAAGCCGAGCGAAAAUUGCGAGCUGAAGCUGGACGACAUGGUUUACGUUUUGUAG